This is a messenger RNA of Plasmodium fragile, 699 nucleotides long. RefSeq lists its product as uncharacterized. Bases 1 to 699 code for a protein of 232 amino acids. The record is from RefSeq and is a predicted model, not a curated record. The transcript has a single exon. Lineage: Eukaryota; Apicomplexa; Aconoidasida; Haemosporida; Plasmodiidae. Gene Ontology annotation, biological process: protein deubiquitination. Gene Ontology annotation, molecular function: cysteine-type deubiquitinase activity.
AUGGAUGUCUGCUGCGGCGGGAAGCUGCGGGACUUGCGGUACCGAUACAUGGCGAGCCGCCUGAGGAUCUCCGAGAGCCUGGAGCGAGACGAACAAAUGGAAAAAAAACUAAGUAUGAAUAUGAAGAUAAAAAGUUUAGAAUAUGUUCUGACUGAUAUGCAGAAGUUUAAAGGGACAGAAGAAAUGAAACGAUAUAGCACCUUCGACAGAAGAAUUUCCUUUUUAAAAAGAAACAGUAAAAUAAACAAAACAAAUUACAAAUCUGGUCUAACAAUAUUGGAAAAGAGACUCUUGGCAGUGGACUGUGAAUUGAUUAAAGUUGUAGGAGAUGGCAACUGUCUCUUUCGAUCCAUUUCUUAUAAUUUAUUCAAUGAUCAAAAAUAUCAUAUGUAUGUACGGAAAAGGUGUGUGGAACAUAUGUUGAAUUGUAAGGAUGAAUUUUCCAUUUAUUUUGAAGAGGGAACUUUUUACGAGUACACAGAAAAGAUGUCUCGGGAUGGCUACUGGGGGGACGAGUUGUGUAUCAAGGCCACAGCUGAUGCCUUCGAUUGCGUUGUUUAUAUUAUCACGUCCACUGAGGACAACUGGCAUUUGAAAUACGAGCCCAAGCAUCGCACCGAGGGGGAGUACAAGAAGUGCGUAUUUCUGGCCUACACCAGCCCCGUGCACUACGACUCCUUUAGACUCACUCGGCCGUGA